AUGUCCAAGUUGCGGCUCGAAGUAAUCGACGACGCGCCCUGUUCCACCCGCGGCGCCGCGGCUACCGGGGCCGCCCCCGAGGCGGCGGCCGGCACGCCGCGGCUCUCCCCGCCGCACCUCGCGCGGCUCCUCGGACCGAAGGAGCCGACCGCCGCCGACUGCAACCAGGACGACGCCAACGAAGCCGCCACAGCCGCAGCGCGGGCGGCGGCGGCCGAGUUCGCCGGAACGGCCCCAGAGGGCGCCAGGUGCUACAUCUGUCUCGAGGGCGGCCCGGGCCUGGUGCGCGGAUGCGCGUGCCGCGGGACGGCCGGCUACGCGCACGUCGGGUGCCUCGCGGCGCACGCGCGGAGCGCGCACACGUUCGCACGCUGGCAGGCCUGCGGCCUCUGCAAAAACGCCUACCAGGGCGCGACCGCGAUGGCCUUGGCGACGGCGGCGUGGGCGACGUACGUGAGCGCGCCGGAGCACGACGACCGGCGCCUCUCGGCGCAGGUCGAGCUUGCCGGGCAGCUACUCGCGGCAGGACGCUUCGCGGAAGCGCGCCCGAAGCUCGAGGCGGGCCUGCAGACGUGCGCCCGCGUCGGCGACGACGCGCGGGCCCUGGUCGUGACGGCGAACCUCGCGCUGUCCUACCACCUCGAGGGCCGCGCCGAGGACGCCCUGCAGCUGACGCGGGCGGUCUUCCGCGAGCAGCGGCGCCUGCGGGGGCCGCGCCACCCCGAGACGCUCCUGGCGGCGAGCAACCUCGCCGGCCUCCUGCUCUCCCGCGGGAACGCCGCCGAGGCGUUGGGGCUCCUGCGCGAGGCGCGGCGGAACGCCUCCGGCCUCGCGCGCGACUCGGACGUCAGAUUACGCCUCACGUACAACAUCGCGCACGCGCUCUGCGCGACGGGGAAUCACGGCGAGGCCGAGGCGCUCGCCGAGGAGAAUUUGAUUCUGCAGAAUCGUGUGUAUGGCGCCGCCCAUCCCAACGCGGCCGCCGCGCUCGAGCUCGUGGGCCACGUCCGGGCGGGCCUCGCCGCGCAAGCCGCCUGA
This is a messenger RNA of Pelagomonas calceolata, 1038 nucleotides long. NCBI's taxonomy places the organism in Eukaryota, Pelagophyceae, Pelagomonadales, Pelagomonadaceae. The record is from the annotation of a GenBank genome assembly.